CAACAUAGUACUCCCGCAGGGGCCAAUGUACUUCCCCGCAUCUCUCCUCAGCCAUGGUUAGUGCGAAUACCGUGUUGGGCCAACCAAAAUGGAAGUAAAGUUGUGCAGAUACCCCGUGGCCAAGAUUGCUGCGUUAUACCAUUACCUGAUGGUGUAACGUAUGUAAGUAGCUUCCAUUGAAGAUGUCAUUUAUUAUGAACAGAUGGCUUGCUGUGGUGAUUGUUGUAAUUGCAUGUGUCUGACUGUAGGUCACUGCUGAAGCUGCAACAGAGCUUAUGGAGCUCAAUGCUGGGUUGAAUGCCGUACUAUUUUCAACAGCAUUGGAAGCAAGCAUAGAGAUCAGGCGCCUACGGGAAGAGAAUGAGCGAUUGAAGAACACAUCGGGAACAGGCAUUGCAAGUUCGGGCCUUGCUGAAGACGUGGUGGAACAGCGAACAGAACAUGAGUUUCGCACAAAAAUGCAACACGACACACGUAGAAAAGGAAAGACCAAAGUUGUGCUACCACAGGAGCAUGAAGAAGAUGCGGAAGAGGAAGAACAAGAGGAAGGAGAGGAAGAAGAGGAAGGAGAGGAAGAAGAGGAAGAAGAUCAGGAACAAGAUGAGGAGGAAGAGGAAGAAGAUCAGGAACAAGACGAAUCUUGGAUGGACGAGAAAGAGGUUGAGUCUGAGGAUGAGGAAGAGGAUGGCCAUGAGGAGGGGGCCACAUCUAAGGGUAAGCCGGAUGCAAAACAACACUCCACAGAAGAAAAUCGCAAGGGUGAGAAAAGUCUUCGUUCACGUAACCCAAAGAGAAAGAAAACGAAGUAAAUUAAGGAUAUGACUAAAUUGUUCGAAUGAAUGGGAAAUUUUGUAAUAUAAUAUGUAUACUUUAUUGCCCC
This is a messenger RNA of Prunus dulcis (almond), 880 nucleotides long. RefSeq names its product glutamic acid-rich protein-like. The transcript is spliced from 3 exons. The record is from RefSeq and is a predicted model, not a curated record. The coding region runs from base 276 to 809 and encodes 177 amino acids. Lineage: Eukaryota; Viridiplantae; Streptophyta; Magnoliopsida; Rosales; Rosaceae.